CUCACAACAAUUGGCCUCACAACAAUUGGCCUCACAACGAUUGGCCACACAGCAAUUGGUCUCACAACAAUUGGCCUCGCAGCAAUUGGCCUCGCAGCAAUUGGCCUCACAACAAUUUGCCUCACAACAAUUUGCCUCGCAACAAUUGGCCUCACAGCAAUUGGCUUCACAGCAAUUAGCUUCACAACAAUUGGCUUCACAACAAUUGCAGCAACAACAACAACUACAACAAAUGCCACCUCAAGUAUUCCAACGAUUACCAACACAACAAUUACCACAGCAACAGCAACAAUUACUUCAACAGUCUCAACAACAGUUAAAUUUUAAUCCAACAUCAAGAUUGGUUGUAAUGACAAGAUGUUCAGUUUGUACAUUAAUAUGUUAUUCUAGCUCUGGGAUAUGUGAAUUAUGUCAAGCUCAACUAUCUUCACAAGGAUUUACUCCUUAUACAAAUGAUAAUAACAAUAAUUAUUAUGAUUAUAACGUUCAGGCUUCACGAAUUCAGGCACAAGCAGUUAAAGCAGUACAAGCUGCAAAAGCAACCCAACUUCAUGCCGCACAAAUUCAAGCAGCAAGAGCUGCACAAAGUCGGGCUGUUCAAAUUCGAGCAUUACAAAUGUUAAGAUCUCAACAAAUUCAAAGAGCUAGAGCACAACAAUUUCCAUCCCAAUUUCAAGCUCAAAUUCAAGCUCAAAUUCAAGCUGCAAAAAUGGCACAAGCUCAAGUAACACAAACACAACUUAAUCAAUCACAACCAAUAUAUAAUAAUAAUUAUGGUAUGCCACCUACAUCUUCAUCCGAUACAUCAUCUUCGGAUACUUCUGCUAAUGCAAUUAUUUCAACAAAUAAAUCAAAAUUAGCAAAAACUCAAUUAAAAGUUCUUCCUUUACAUGAUAAUGAAUUUAUUCAAAUACAAAGAUAUUUCCUUAAAGGAUUACCACAUGCUCGUAUACAUACUAUAAUUAAGUUACAAAUGCCUACUAAAUUAGUUGAAGCUCAUGAACAAUACAAAAAAACAUUAUUAAAUAAUCCUUCAUAUGGUUCUAAUAUGACGACAAAUAAUUUAAUAAGUAGUAUGAAAAGCAAUAACAAUUUGGAUAAACAUACAAAUACAAUGUUCCAUGGUACAAAAAUUAGUUGUAAUCCUCAACGAUUUAUUAAUGGGAAUAGUAAUUUUUGUUUAUUUAGUUGUGGUAUGUGUGGUAUAAUACAAAAUGGUAAUCAAGGAAAAUAUAGUAGAUUUAACGGAAGUAAGUACUGAUCUUUUUUAAAUAGAGAGAGUGGAAUUGAAAGUCUUUUUUAGAAAAAAAUUAAUUAUUAUUUAUUAUUUUUUAUUUUAGGAAUGUGGUUUGCUAAUAAUUCUGCCAUAUCAUUGGGUUAUUGUGGUUUAUCAACUUUUAGAACUAUGUUUAAUUGUACUCCUUUUUCUUCUAAAAAUUCUU
Rhizophagus irregularis DAOM 181602=DAOM 197198 is the source of this 1442-nucleotide messenger RNA. The record is from RefSeq and is a predicted model, not a curated record. NCBI's taxonomy places the organism in Eukaryota, Fungi, Glomeromycota, Glomeromycetes, Glomerales, Glomeraceae.